Messenger RNA from Tinamus guttatus (white-throated tinamou), 334 nucleotides. Its product is annotated as guanylin-like. Gene Ontology annotation, cellular component: extracellular region. The record is from RefSeq and is a predicted model, not a curated record. Gene Ontology annotation, molecular function: guanylate cyclase activator activity. Lineage: Eukaryota; Metazoa; Chordata; Aves; Tinamiformes; Tinamidae.
AUGAAGGGCCUGCUUUGUGUCACUGUCCUUGUGCUGCUCUCGCUGGCGCACAGCUCCCGUGCUGUCUAUGUUCAGGAUGGAGACUUGAAAUUCUCCCUGGAGUCCGUGAAGAAGCUGAAGGAGCUCAUGGGCAAGAGCAGCGACAUCAACCCCCGCAUGAAGAGUAUCUGGGUGCCCUGUGAAGAAGAAGAUCUCCCCGAAGAGUUCCAGAGUGUGUGUGAAAGAACAGAUGCACCCGUGGUGUUUGAGAGGCUGAACAUGGCUGUCCAAGAGCUCGACCUGUGUGAAAUCUGUGUCAACGCAGCCUGUGCCGGCUGCUUAUGAAGAAGGACAA